Molecule: messenger RNA, 1552 nt
Organism: Hypomesus transpacificus
Lineage: Eukaryota; Metazoa; Chordata; Actinopteri; Osmeriformes; Osmeridae
Exons: 4
Coding region: 143-955 (270 amino acids)
Cellular component (GO): mitochondrion
Source: RefSeq, a predicted model, not a curated record
UCAUGCCAUGCAAGGAAGUUCUGAAUGACAGAAGGGACAUGGCCAAAUUCCAGCAACCGUUCAUGACCCUUGCCUGAAACACCAUAACACCAUGUCUCACUGACAGAUAGUGGACAAGGCAGCGGUGGACAAGAAACAAAACAUGCAGCGGCUCGUUAAUCGAGGUGUGUGGCGGAAGGUGUCCGUUAUGCGGUCUGUGCUUUCGGGCUCUGCUGCCCGUCAGUCUCCUACCGUCGCGCCGCAAACUGGAUCCCACCUUGCGCUUAGCGAACCUCGCUGGGUGAGGAUAUCCGCGGCUGCAUGGACUUCGCCGUCGGUGGGGCCCAAGAAGACGGCCCCAGAAAACGAGCAGGCAGCUGUCCCAAGCCCCGAGGAGGCGGACCCCUUGCAGGACCACUCGGUGGGCUUAGUACAGCGAUUCAAGCGAACACUGAAGCAGUACGGGAAAGUUAUGGUGCCGGUGCAUCUGCUAACGUCAUCAGUGUGGAUCGGAACAUUCUACUAUGCAGCAAUGAAGGGUGUGAACGUGGUUCCCUACCUCGAGUACAUUGGGUUUCCGGAGAGGCUGGUGAAGCUUCUAGAAAACUCCCAGAGUGGCUGUGCCCUGACUGCUUACGCUAUGUACAAGAUCGCCACGCCAGCGCGCUACACCGUCACACUGGGAGGGACGUCCUUGUCAGUCAAGUACCUGCGCCAGCACGGCUACCUAUCCACACCGCCCCCUGUGAAGGAGUACAUACAGGACAAGAUGGAGGAGACCAAAGAGAGACUACAGGACAAGAUGGAGGAGACCAAGGAGAGACUUCAGGACAAGAUGGGGGAGACCAAGGAUAAGUUCACGGGCAAACUGCUGGAGACCAAGGAUAGACUACAUGACAAGAUGGAGGAGACCAAGGAUAGACUACAUGACAAGAUGGAGGAAACCAAGGACUCCUUCAGAAAGAAACAGGAGUAGAGGAGAUAUGCGGAAUACGACCCCGUGACAGGAGCUGGAUCACAACACAGACAUUGUUGCUAGGAAAUGCUCCACUCUUCUCCCCUGACUCCUCCCAUCUUACCUGUUGGCAUGGAAACAUGGAAGCUGAACAAAUGACUGAUGCAUAAACGGAGUGUUACUCCACUCUGUUGGGAUCAAGGUUAGGGGUCAGGGUUAGUCCUGUUGUGGUCCAUAUGUUGCUCUCGUCACUGCAGAAGUCUCAUUGUAUCUGUGGAAGCUCAUGUUAUCAAGGAUAGCAACUGUGUGUUUGUAAGGAGUUUUUUCGUCCCCAAUGCUGUCUUCACAGUAGCCUUGCAACUUGUCUCUAACACACACACACUCUCUCUCGAUCUCUCUCUCUCUCAGACACACACACACACACACACCCUGACCCCUUACCCGUGCACACCAACACACAAUCACAUACACUCGCACACAACAACACCUGCUGCUUCCGUCCUUCCUCUAAUCCAGAGAGGCUGGUCACCGGGUGACAGUUCCUUGGUAACUGUCACCAUGGAAAUUUGUUGAUUGAUGAGCCCUCCUAUAUCUCUGAAAUAAAGACAACAUAACUGA